AUGCAACUCUUCAAGCACCUAUCACGCUCAUCUAAGAGCAUAUAUGUCAGACCUGCUUUUGGACUUAGCCAGUUUUAGCAGAGAAAUUUCGCUGUAAGAGCAUAACCUGAUGGUGCUGAAACUUCAAUUGGUGAUGUUGGUGAAAUUUUCAAGGUAAACUAUACCGUAGAAUACGAACAAGGUCUUAGUGAUGAAUAAAAGAAGGCUCUUAAGAGAUUUGAUAUCUACAGAUCAAACCCCAACGAUCCCGAAGAUAGACCAAAGUAUGUCUCAUAUUACCUCGAUAUGCAAAAGUGUGGUCCUAUGUUCCUCGAUGCUCUCAUCAAAAUUAAGGACGAAAUUGACCCAACACUCUCAUUCAGAAGAAGUUGUAGAGAGGGAAUUUGCGGAUCAUGCGCCAUGAAUAUUGAUGGUAGACAUCAUUUGGCUUGCAUUUGCCCAAUCAAUAAAACAAAUACCGAUAAAUCAACUGUCUCACCACUUAUGUUCAUGUUUGUUCUUAAGGAUCUCGUAGUCGACAUGUCUCACUUCUACGCUCAAUAUAAAUAUAUUGACCCUUAUCUAAAGAGAAAGACACCAAAAGAACCAGGUCAAAGAGAGUUCUAUCAAUCAGUUGAAGAUAGAAAGCUACUUGAUGGUCUCUACGAGUGCGUCCUUUGUGCUUGUUGUCAAUCUACUUGCCCAUCUUAUUGGUGGCACCCUCAAGAUUAUCUCGGUCCAGCUGUUCUCAUGCAAGCCUACAGAUGGGUUAUUGACUCAAGAGAUGAGUACACUGACGAGAGACUCGAGAAAAUCGGAGGAGAUAUGAAAUUAGGAGAGUGCUAUCAAAUCGGUAUGUGCUCUUUAACCUGCCCCAAAGGCCUUGAUCCAAGAAAGGCUCUUGAGCACUUAAAGCACCUUUAUGAGGAAUACAAGGAUAGAAAGGAAGCUGAGCUCACAACAAUCUGA
This is a messenger RNA of Stylonychia lemnae, 948 nucleotides long. The record is from the annotation of a GenBank genome assembly. Lineage: Eukaryota; Ciliophora; Spirotrichea; Sporadotrichida; Oxytrichidae.